Messenger RNA from Gossypium raimondii (Peruvian cotton), 1911 nucleotides. Its product is annotated as actin-related protein 4. The transcript has 20 exons. Gene Ontology annotation, biological process: regulation of transcription by RNA polymerase II. Lineage: Eukaryota; Viridiplantae; Streptophyta; Magnoliopsida; Malvales; Malvaceae. Gene Ontology annotation, molecular function: chromatin binding. The record is from RefSeq and is a predicted model, not a curated record. Bases 238 to 1554 code for a protein of 438 amino acids. Gene Ontology annotation, cellular component: SWI/SNF complex; NuA4 histone acetyltransferase complex.
CCCCAAUUAACCUAAAGGAGUUGGAAAAUCAUCAAAACCUAAAAGCCCAAAUCACAAUCAUAGAAAAAAUAGAGGAACUCUUUCCCACGCCGCCGCCGACCGAACUUUCGCCGCCACUCUAUCCCCUCCGUGACCGGUGACCACAUCUGCGCUGCCGCUCUUCCCUCUUCCAGUUCCUCUACACUUUUCUGUUCCCGCUUGUAUCGCUUGCUUUCACUGUGACUGUGAGUUGCAGCCAUGUAUGGAGGAGAUGAGGUAUCGGCUAUAGUGAUAGAUUUAGGGUCUCACACUUGCAAAGCUGGUUAUGCCGGUGAAGAUGCUCCCAAGGCUGUAUUUCCCUCUGUUGUGGGGUGCAUUGAUCAAAUGGAUGCUGAUGAUGACAAAGAAAACAACGAUUCUGAGACUAACAACAAUAAUGUUGAUUCCAACAAACCCAAGGGAAAACGCAGGUUGUAUGUAGGCUCUCAAGCCUUGGGUUUUCGUCGUGACCAUAUGGAGGUGGUGUCACCCCUAAAGGAUGGGGUUGUUGUUGAUUGGGAUAUUGUUGAUAGCAUAUGGGAUCAUGCUUUAAAGGAUUGUUUACUCGUUGAUCCGAAGGAACAUCCAAUGCUACUUGCUGAGCCUUCUUCCAACACUCAACAACAGAGGGAGAGGACAGCAGAACUCAUGUUCGAAAAGUACAAAGUUCCUGCUUUGUUUUUGGCGAAGAAUGCGGUUCUUACAUCUUUUGCAUCAGGACGUGCUACCUCUGUUGUUGUUGAUAGUGGUGGAGGAUCAACUACUGUUGCCCCAGUACAUGAUGGUUAUGUUCUUCAAAAGGCAGUGUCUUCUUCUCCUAUUGGAGGAGAAUUUCUUACUGAUUGCUUGAUGAAAAGCUUGGAAAGCAAAGGCAUCGUGAUAAAACCGAGGUACUCUUUUAAGAGAAAGGAAAUACAACCAGGGGUCUUCCAGACUGUAGAUGUUGAUUUUCCACAUACAACUGAAUCUUACAGGCUGUACUCCCAGAGAGUAAUUGCAAGUGAUAUCAAGGAAUGUGUAUGUCGAGCUCCAGAUACUCCCUAUGAUGAAAGUGCAUAUUCUAAUAUCCCAAUGACCCCAUAUGAGCUUCCUGAUGGCCAGACAAUUGAAAUUGGCGCUGAUAGAUUCAAGAUCCCUGAUAUUUUGUUUAACCCUCCUUUGGCUCAGACUAUUCCUGGAAUGGACAAUUUUGCUGAGAUUUCUCCAUCUGUUCGUGGUUUGCCACAAAUGGUCAUAGAAAGCAUUAAUAGAUGCGAUGUGGACAUUCGGAAAGAACUGUUUGGCAGCAUAUUGCUUGCAGGUGGUACAGCAUCAAUGCAACAGUUGAAAGAACGACUUGAGAAAGACUUGCUUGAGGAAUCUCCUCAAGCUGCUAGAGUUAAAGUACUGGCAAGUGGAAAUGCAACAGAAAGAAGAUUCAGUGUUUGGAUAGGAGGGAGUAUAUUGGCAUCUCUCGGUUCAUUCCAGCAAAUGUGGUUCUCCAAGUCAGAGUAUGAAGAACAUGGAGCUUCAUAUAUACAAAGAAAAUGCCCUUAAGAUGAGGAUGAUAGGCUUUUGCAUUUAUCCUCAUGGUUCAAUAUCUUUUUCGGAUCCGAAGUAGGCCCAUUUGUGCUAUAACAAAUUUCAGAUUGACAUCGCUUGUAGGUCAAUGUAGGACAUAUUUUUAUUAAAGGAAAAGGCAUUAUUAGCUUUUAUCUGAAUCCUACUGUUCUUAGAUGCCCCUAUUCUCUGUGUAGCCUUAUUGACAUAUUCUAUCUGAACUUAGUUCAAAUAACAUGGGCACCAGGAAAAAUUGGUUUUUUUCCUUCUAGUUUUAGGUUGACUUGUAACGAGUUUCUGGUCCUUGUUUAAUAGGGAUAUCUUUUGGUAAGAAUAUGAUUGCGGUUUAUGUCA